Messenger RNA from Salvelinus sp. IW2-2015, 625 nucleotides. Its product is annotated as sister chromatid cohesion protein PDS5 homolog B-A. Gene Ontology annotation, molecular function: DNA binding. The record is from RefSeq and is a predicted model, not a curated record. NCBI's taxonomy places the organism in Eukaryota, Metazoa, Chordata, Actinopteri, Salmoniformes, Salmonidae.
AACUUGAGGUGUCUCUACCUGCUCCUCGUCUCCCUGUCCCAGACAUGGGACAGUGCAGAGGACCACAGUGAGAAUGAAGACAUCAUGAAGAAAGGAGACACCUCUGACACAAAGGACAGUGACAAACCCCGGGGCCGUAAACGAGGCGCMGCCUCCAGUAACCUUGACGACAACCCUUCUCCUAAACCCAAGCGCGGCCGCAAGAAGGCAGCAGCAGUAGUCGACCCCGAGGACCAAUGGGGAGAGGAGUCCCGACUCGGCGACGCCCAGACGGAAGACGAGCAGAACAGCCCGCCCAAAAAAGGGCGUAGGGGGCGGUCCACGAAGGCUGCAGCAGCCAAUCAGGAAACUCCAGCUAAGGGGAGGGGGCGGGGUCGGAAGAAGGCAACUCCUCCCCCUGAAGAAGAGGAUGAGGGAGGAGAGGAGGAAGAAGAGGAGGAAGAGGAAGAGGAGGAGAAUAUCGAGUUGAAGACUAAGGGAGGAAGACCAGCGCGGGCGGCAAGGAGAUCGACACAAAGUUCUGAGUCUGCUGAGUCCACCCCAGUGAAGAAGAGAGGACGGCCGGCCAAGGCAGCAGCACAGCCCGCCAAGAAACAACCAGCGUAAGUGUGUGUGUGGUGUGUGU